AAUCUUUCUCAAAUUUCUUAUCUUUUGAUGUCUGGAUUGCUGUUUCUUUAAGUCAAAUUAAUAACAUUCCAAUUCUUGCAAUAAAGGCCUUUCUACUCAAUCUUAACUCUCUAAUUUUCUCCCCUUCCUCUCUUCAGAGUUGGCACUGCAGUUCACUGAGUUUCACCUCAAGAUCCAAUCUUUAGCGACAUUGAUGUCUAAAGAAUUGUGGGUCUCUCUCAGAUCACUGGUAAUUAAACCCUAAACCUAUCUUUCUUUCUCCUCAUCUGCAGUUCUGUUCCAUUCUCUCUCCUCAAGCCCAAGAGGCCAAGAUCCACACUUUUCUUGUUAACUUAGUCUCUGGGCAAAGAGGGGUCGUUUUCAUACCAUUGGUGAGUGCUUUGCUUUCACAUCUGCUGAAUUCUGCUGCUUCAGUUUCAAUUUCAGAGCAUGACUUGUUUUGCUUCUUGAUUUGAAGGUUAACUGCGGAUUUUAGUAGUUUUAUGAGUGAAAUUUGAGUGUGUUGGGAAAUUCAGGGCUUUGGUUCAAUGAAAGAAUUGAAUCCAACAGAUCCCAUUGGGCAAAACGUAAUAAAGCUAAUAAGCAAUGUGUGUUUCUCAGUGUUUGUGUCCUCAGUCUUACUAUUUACAGUCAUUGCUAUUACAUAUCAACCCCCUGAUCCCUGGGAGUCUGCUAGAGCUCUAACUAAGGUUUUCAUGGAGGUCGAGAAUGCCACGUUUCAGACCGAUACAUCGGUCCUGAAAACCGGUGAGGAUAUUGGUAUUACACCGGCGGCAAGUCCAGUGGGAUCAGUGGCACCUAUUACCGAAUCUACGAUAGAGAAGUCAGAGGAGGAGAUCAUGAAAAAUGUGACAUUGAAGUCAGGUUGUGGGGAUUCGUCUGUGGUGAAUUGUUCGGAUCCUAGAGUUUUAAUCGCGAUCCAGAGGUUUAAUCUGAGGACGUUUAAGGCGAUUGCGUUCUUGGAUUAUCAAGCCCCGGUUAAUGGAUCAAAGCCGGAUGAGUGUGAUGUGUCCUGGAGGUUUAGGAACAAGAAAGAGAAGUCUUGGCGGAGGUAUAGGGAUUUCCGUCGGUUUAAGAUGGGGUUCAAGGAUGAUUGUAGUUACAAGGUGGUCCGUCCGGGGCGUUGGCACUCGGGUUUAAAUGCUCGUCGUCCAAGGAACAGAGUCAAUGCCACUGGAAAUGGUCCGAGAGCAAAAGUCGCUCCUCCCGUUCGAGAUGAUGAGAUCAAUGAUACGAUCCCAGUGUUGGGGUCGGACUCGGCUUUUAGGAAGGGGAAGUACUUGUACUACUCGAGAGGAGGUGAUUAUUGCAAAGGGAUGAACCACUACCUUUGGAGCUUCUUGUGUGCUCUUGGUGAGGCCCGGUAUUUGAACCGGACAUUUGUAAUGGAUUUGAGCAUCUGUAUGGCGUCUACUUACACGAAGAGCAAUAAGGACGAGGAAGGAAAAGAUUUUAGGUUCUAUUUUGAUUUUGAGCAUUUGAAAGAGGCUUCUUCAAUCGUGGAGGAAGGUGAGUUUAUCAGAGAUUGGAAAAAAUGGGAUAAGACUCAUAAGGCGAAAAUUCCAGUUAGAAAGGUAGCAAGCUAUAAGGUGACGCCGAUGCAGCUAAGGAAAGAUAAAAGCACAAUUAUAUGGCGACAAUUCGAUGCUCCUGAGCCGGAAAACUAUUGGUAUAGGGUCUGUGAAGGUCCGGCUGCUAAAUAUAUUGAGAGGCCAUGGACAGCAGUUUGGAAGUCAAAGAGAUUAAUGAAUAUCGUAUCAGAGAUUAGUGGGAGCAUGGACUGGGAUUUCGACGCCAUCCACGUUGUCCGGGGCACGAAAGCACUGAACAAGCAGCUGUGGCCGCAUUUGGAUGCCGACACGUCUCCAGAAGCCAUUGUCGCUAAGCUUCAAGGAACGAUAGCACCAUGGAGGAACUUGUACAUUGCCACAAACGAGCCCUUCUACAAUUACUUUGAUAAGCUCAGAUCUCACUACAAAGUCCAUUUGCUCGACGACUACAAGUACUUGUGGGGUAACACAAGUGAAUGGUACAACGAGACGAGCCUUCUCAACGGAGGCCGUUCCGUUGAGUUUGAUGGUUAUAUGAGAGUGGCGGUGGACACGGAGGUCCUCUAUAGGUCGAAGAAACGGAUCGAAACGUUCUAUAACUUGACGAGCGAUUGCAAGGAUGGGAUCAACACAUGCUAAAUCGAUCAAUAUGGAAUUUCUUUUGAAUUCCCUAUUCUUUUGUAUGUUGAUGUUGAUUCUCAUGUCACCUCUUGGCCUAUUUACAGUAGUCUGUAUUGGCAUCCAAUAUGGAAACUUGUUCACAACUGUAACUGUGUUACUAUAUCUUAUGCAUUGUGUUACAUACUAUCUCUUCUUGGAAA
Molecule: messenger RNA, 2371 nt
Organism: Sesamum indicum (sesame)
Lineage: Eukaryota; Viridiplantae; Streptophyta; Magnoliopsida; Lamiales; Pedaliaceae
Cellular component (GO): Golgi apparatus
Source: RefSeq, a predicted model, not a curated record